AUGUCCUCUCGGCGCUCUCGCUCUCGCUCCCGCUCGGAAUCCCCACCACCGCGUCUACCAGGAAAUGCGGAUCCCUUAUCCGAGAAGGACUACUUCCUGAAGAAUGCCGAGUUCAGCGUUUGGCUGCGGGAGGAGAAACGCAAGUACUUUGAUGAACUUUCGGGCGAUAAAGCGCGCAAAUAUUUCCGAAAGUUCGUCAAAGAGUGGAAUCGAGGAACACUUUCCAAGAACCUCUAUGCAGGUGUGGAAGCCGCCCCUCGCCGUGCGCUGACGAAGCAUAAAUGGUCUUUCGCUUCAAAGGGCGGCGAGCCACCUCGAAACUCCGCCGAUGACUUGAUGGGCGCUUCAAGCUCGAGCAGCCGAACGAAGGGCCCAAGCUUGCCGACACCCUCUGACCUGGUACUUGCCCGCGAGACGGCUGCUGAGACGGCGGCGGCGAAUCGUGCACUAGAACGCAAGCGCGAGCGACGUGAUGCCCGAGAUCGAGAGGAAGAAGCAAACGGACCACGUGCAAUCGGAAAGGAGAGAAUGCUGGAGAAGAAGGCGGAAAGGCGGGCGAAUGAUCGGGCGUUCCGUGAACGCGGUGAUGAAGGACUGGAGGUGGAUGAGGCGACGCUCAUGGGAGGAGGAAGCUUCCAGCAGGAACUUGCGCGGCGCGAUGCCGCAAAGAAGCGGGGUGAAGAGCGCCGUUCAGCGGCCCAACGAGAAAGAGCCGCAGAGUUGCAGGAGCGCGCGAGUGCUAUACGCGAAAAGGACAAGGCGACUAUGGACAUGUUCAUGCAGAUGGCCAAGACCCGGUUUGGAUAG
Messenger RNA from Peniophora sp. CBMAI 1063, 807 nucleotides. The record is from the annotation of a GenBank genome assembly. NCBI's taxonomy places the organism in Eukaryota, Fungi, Basidiomycota, Agaricomycetes, Russulales, Peniophoraceae.